AUGGAUGCUCAUCUUGAUAACGCGUUGAAGUAUUUGUAUCUCAGAGACUAUCAAUUCAUGAGAGCGUAUCAAGCUCUUGCGCUCGUGAACAUUUCCAUGUGUAGGACGAGUUUCUCUCACUCGACGCCGAUGGUGUAUGCGAAUUGGAACAUGAGGAUCUUGACUGAUAUGGCGAUUUAUGCUAGCCGGAUCCUCGCUCCUCCUCCUCCUCUAAGACCCAAGACGGAGAAGAAGACGCCGUGA
This is a messenger RNA of Thlaspi arvense, 243 nucleotides long. The record is from the annotation of a GenBank genome assembly. Lineage: Eukaryota; Viridiplantae; Streptophyta; Magnoliopsida; Brassicales; Brassicaceae.